Messenger RNA from Coniophora puteana RWD-64-598 SS2, 1867 nucleotides. Its product is annotated as cytochrome P450 monooxygenase pc-3. NCBI's taxonomy places the organism in Eukaryota, Fungi, Basidiomycota, Agaricomycetes, Boletales, Coniophoraceae. Gene Ontology annotation, molecular function: monooxygenase activity; heme binding; oxidoreductase activity, acting on paired donors, with incorporation or reduction of molecular oxygen. The transcript is spliced from 15 exons. Bases 27 to 1814 code for a protein of 595 amino acids. The record is from RefSeq and is a predicted model, not a curated record.
CACAGGUCAAACGUUCACUAGCACUCAUGAUGAAGCUCACCCCAGGCCUGCAAUACAUCGCCCAGUUGCUUGUUGCCGUCGUCGCGCCUGCCACAGCCCUCGUUCUCGUCGCAUAUCGGUUCGGCGCGCUCAGCAUCCUUCCCACAUGGCAGACUUGCGCUCUCCUCGCAGCCGCAGUGCCGCUAGCCUUCUUCCUCAAGGUUUCAUUCGACAGGUUCUUGCAGCGUCGCCGAGCGGAGGCGCUGGGAGCGCGUUUGGUGCCAUGCGUGAAGGGGAGAUGGAUUGGGAACGUGGACAUCUUGAGGAAGUUCCUGCAGAAAGCCGAAGAAGAUUACAUGUGCUCGUAUCCUGAGGAGCUGAGCAAACAACUCGGGAAAAUCUUCAAUUUGCGCUUUCUAUGGGACGACGUUAUCUUGACCUCUGAGCCAAGCCAUGUCAAGACGAUGCUCGCGACUGAUUUUGCUAACUGGGUAAAGGGUGAACAGCUCGACAAAACGAUAAAAUCAGUCCUCGGUUCUGGCGUGUUCAACUCUGACGGUGACUUGUGGAAGCUUCACCGCUCAAUGACGCGCCCGUUCUUCACGCAUGACCGCAUUGGGCACUUCGAUAUUUUCGAUGCUCACGCUGAAACUGCCAUCCGCAUCGCCAAGGACCGGCUACGCGAAGGCCAUCCUAUCGACUUCCAGGACCUCAUCUCGCGCUUCACACUUGACUCUGCCACCGAAUUUCUCUUCGGUGACUGUUCUCAUACCCUUCAAACGUCCCUUUCCUACCCGUUCAAUGCGAACCUCACUGCCGAGGAGCAGGAAGAUCGCAAGCAGGGCCGCGGAACGGAGCUGUUUUCGGAGGCAUUUGGACAGGCACAACUCGCGCUCUCGAAGAGGAUGGCCUUUGGCGGGACAUGGCCGCUGUUCGAGAUGCUGGAGGACAAGACGGAUGAGCCGAUGAAGAUCGUACACGAGUUCUUGGAGCCGAUUGUGGCUGAGGCUAUCGCAAAGCGGGAGACGGAGGGCGAUGCCGGUAAGCGCGGCAGUACGGAGAAGAUGGAAGUGCAGGAAGGGGAUACGUUGUUGGAUCACUUAGUCAGGCUCACCACUGACCGAGUCGUACUCAGAGACGAGGUCUUGAACAUCAUGAUUGCGGGGCGAGAUACGACAGCUUCCACUCUUACCUCUGCCAUCUAUUUCAUGGCGAUGUACCCGCACGUCAUGGAUCGCCUGCGUGAGGAGGUGCUGACCAGAGUCGGCUCCUCCCGUCGCCCCACAUAUGACGACAUUCGAGACAUGAAAUACCUUCGGGCUAUUCUCAAUGAAACGCUCAGACUAUUCCCUGCGGUGCCGUUCAAUGCCCGCCAAACCACCAAGGAUACUACUCUUCCGUCUCCUGAACCCGGUGAAAAGCCCAUAUUCGUCCCUCGGAAUACUAUGGUCAUGUAUUCCGUGAUGAUGAUGCACCGCCGUAAGGACUUAUGGGGGCCCGAUGCUGACGAAUUCGAUCCCGACCGCUUCCUGGACGAGCGUCUCCACAAGUAUCUUGUACCUAACCCGUUCAUCUUCCUUCCAUUCAACGCUGGCCCGCGUAUCUGUCUCGGCCAGCAGUUCGCAUACAACGAAAUGUCCUUCAUGCUCAUUCGCCUCCUUCAAAACUUCUCGCGCAUCGACCUCGCGUCCGACGCACUCCAUCCCGAUGCCCACCCUCCCGCGCAUUGGAAGAAUGGCCUUGGACGCGCGCCCAUUGAGAAGUUUCAGCCAGCCACACGUUUGACGCUGUUUGCCAAGGGAGGGAUGUGGGUGAGGAUGACGGAGGCUGAGUAGGUUACUAUGUGAAGGCUAUCUUUCUUUAUCCCGACAAUACUAUAUAUUAUAUC